GAAGACUUGCAACCGCAUAUUUUGAUUUUCGCUUGCGGCGAUCUCUGGAGGGCAUCGCGGUGCACCUCAGAUCUAUGCAAGGCUGAGCGAUGACGUCUGCCCCAAUAUUCCUAGAGUAAAAAAUACAGAUGAAUCUUGAGGAUUACACAUCGGAGACUGAGAGUGUGAGUGAAACCGAUGUCUAUGCAAGCCCCAAUCAUUUUAGUACGGUCAGCUCUGACUUGUAUCUGAGGCCUGCGUUUGUUGCCACAACCGUUGUGCGGAACACGUUUGGCGGGACAUUUCAAAAAGCCGUACCAACACCAAGAAUCGCCGAGAAACGACGUCAGGAAACAAAAAGGCCAAAGAAAAAGAGGAAAAAAACCGAUCCUGGCCAACCUGAUUUCUCAGGACCUUGGUAUGGAUCCAGCAGCUCAAGCGAUAGUUCUGAUGAACAAGACUACAAACAAGAGCGGGAAAGUGAACAGUUAGAGACGCCGCAAGCUGUAGAGGAAGAAGAAAGCGAAACCCCCAUAACAACAGAACUGUACACGGCGAAUGAUUUCAUGCUCUCGAAUAUCAAUUCUUCAGAGGAGAGGAAAACAACAUAUCCUAGGAAAUUAAAACUUACAUUGGCUGGACAUGCGAAGGGAGUCACUCGUCUUCGGUAUUUUCCCAGACUGGGUCACCUCCUAUUAUCCUGUGGUAAUGAUGGGAAGAUCUUUCUCUGGAGUUUGGGCGGCGAGACUUCUCGUAAAGUCAGAGGCUAUUUUGGCCAUAGCCAUGCCGUGAAAGACGUGAUAUUCAAUUCCAAUGGGGAUAAGUUUUUGAGUUGUUCUUACGACAAUACAAUUGUGCUUUGGGAAACAGCAACUGGAAUAAUACUCAAAAGAUUGAGCCUCUCUUCUACCCCGAAUUGUGCAAUCUUUAAUCCUCAGAAUGAAAAUGAGAUUAUUGCAGGGUUGGCGAACCGAAGAAUCGAACAUUACGACUUCACAUCCUUACAUUCGCCGGUCCAAAUUUAUGAUCACCAUUUAGGGUCCAUUAAUUCACUCACUCUUAUAACGAAAGAGAUCUUCAUGUCCACGUCAGAUGAUCGAACGGUGAGACUUUGGAAGUGGCAUAUCAACAUACCCAUUAAAAUUAUUGCUGAUCCUACUCAACAUUCGGUUCCAUACGCUGCAGUCCAUCCUUCAGAGAGCUACAUAGCUCUUCAGUCGAUGGAUGAUUCGAUUUAUGUUAUUCAUGCAAACGGCAAAUACCGUUACAACAAAAAAAAGUCAUUCAGAGGGCACAAAGUAGCAGGCUACGGCAUUGAAGUCGCAUUUUCCAAUCAUGGGGCUUACUUGAUGAGCGGAGACGCAAGGGGCCAAGUCAACGUGUGGUCAUGGAAAAAGUGCGACGUUGUGCAAAAGAUAAGGCUUGGUGAUGGGGUCAUAUCCUGUUUGGCAGCACAUCCUACAGAGUCAAAUGUCAUCGCGGUCGCAGGACGGAAGGGUGAAAUAUAUAUUUGCAAUUGAGGUUUUUGGGGAUGAGAGAAAGUCCUAGUGAAGCAGUUUUAUCUGGAUAUUCAUUCACACAAUCGAGCACUUUUCCUUCUUGUACUCAGCAUGUCUUUUCCUGACGUGACUUUUGGGUAAAGAUGGCGGUCCAUUUUUCUCGUGAGAAAAUAUGCGAUGUAAAUGAAGCUUGUGUUCCUUGAUUUUGUUGUCUUUGAUUUUGUUUUGUUUUGUUGUCUUUUCCUUGAUUAUGGUUUCUUUGAUGUUGGUCUCCUCGAGUUUGUUUUCCUGGGGUGUGGGGUCUGGAAAACUGGUCUUUGGUUUCGGCAGAAUAUUUAUAUCCUUCUUUGGUUUGACUUCUUCAUUGGGACCUGUGACAUGUACAUCCACUUUAAUCUUAGAAGCGUCUGUGGGCAAUUUAGGGUUUGAAAUCAGUGAGGGCUCUCCAUUGAGCGAAAGCCCACUGAUAUCAGACGUGUCACUCCAUUGACUAUUCCGCCUG
Metschnikowia bicuspidata var. bicuspidata NRRL YB-4993 is the source of this 1980-nucleotide messenger RNA. RefSeq lists its product as uncharacterized. NCBI's taxonomy places the organism in Eukaryota, Fungi, Ascomycota, Pichiomycetes, Serinales, Metschnikowiaceae. Gene Ontology annotation, cellular component: catalytic step 2 spliceosome. The transcript has a single exon. The coding region runs from base 129 to 1499 and encodes 456 amino acids. Gene Ontology annotation, molecular function: protein binding; mRNA binding. The record is from RefSeq and is a predicted model, not a curated record. Gene Ontology annotation, biological process: mRNA splicing, via spliceosome.